GUGUUAUGUCCUUGUCUUUGUCAUGUAUAUGUACAUACAGAUCUUAGAGCAAGAUCCUCUUCCUGGGCUUGUGUCCGAGUCUCGCAACUCACCUCCGUCAAAGCCUGACACCCACGUGCUUCACAAAAUUUCGCCACCUGUUUAACCUUCGCCGCUAAAUCGCAGCCUCCCAUUUUCAUCUCAACAUGUACGUGCGUAUUUAGAGAGACCCAUGUAUAUUCUCCUUCGUCGCCAAGCUAUCCCUUAUCGAUUUCUGCUCCACAAAAACCCUACCAACUUUCCCAAUAAUCCCUUCAAUCUCUAUCACACACACUCUUCAGAUCACUACACCCACUUCAUCCCCACGCUCCGAUUUCGAAUCAACUCUUUUGUUAGGUUGUUGUUAGGGUUCGCCGAGAGAUCGUUUCAGCUCGUGGACGAAGACGAUAUUGGUUGGAGCAAUAAAAGAAAAUCAUUCACCGGCGGAAUUGGAGUCACGUCGCCUAAGGCCAGGACACGUGACAAAUCGAAAGCUAGGAGAGGUUCUUCUGCCGCUGGGCCUUCUUCAUCAUCUAAUAAUACAAAUAGGUCGAGUUCUUCGUCUUCAUCGAGUCCACCUCAGGCUCAGGUUACAGGGGACGACGUCCAAGAACACGUUCUUUCUGAAGAUCUUCCUGUAGAAACUGUUGAAAUUGAUCGAAACGAUGGCCUUGAUGUACCCACUACUGAUAAAAGCGAAGACGAAACUGUUUCAGAAGAUCUUUCGAAAAGAAUCGGUGGCUUGCGAGUAAACGAAGAGGAAGAAGAGAACGAUGUAAAAAAGUCCGAUGAUUAUCCUUCGCAAACAACCGGCGGAAAUCCACAUCCACAUCCACCUCCACCACCUGCUCCGCCUACUCCACCUCCAAAACCAUCUUCAACAGGUUCUAAUUCCCGGAGAUUUACGCCUGGUAAUUCUGCUGCUCUACGAAUUGGUUCAUCUAGAAGAGCCACCGCUUGGCCGGUUGUUUCCACCGGAUCUCCGAGGUCUCAUCCUGAAAACGAUGGCUACAACAGCGCCGAUGAACAAAACCAAUGCUUCGGAUCCUCAUAUGAUGAUGCUGUGAGUUCUAGUCGUUUUACUCACUUCAAAGAACUGAAUAAUAAUCAGACUAAUACGGAAAGGGAGCGACAGUUUGAGAUUGAUAUUAGACGCACACAAGGUUAUGAAGUGAAACGAAUGUCAGAAGAUGGGAAUUGUCUGUUUCGUGCUGUUGCAGAUCAAGUUUAUGGUGAUUCUGAAGCAUACGAUUUGGCUAGGCAAAUGUGCAUCGAUUACAUGGAACGCGAGAGAGACCACUUCUCACAGUUUAUAACAGAGGGUUUCACUUCUUAUUGCAAGAGAAAGCGAAGAGAUAAAGUCUAUGGGAACAAUGUAGAGAUUCAAGCAUUAUCUGAAAUGUACAAUCGGCCUAUUCAUAUCUACUCAUAUAGCACUGAGCCUAUAAAUAUAUUCCAUGGAAGCUAUAACACAGAUACACCUCCGAUCCGGUUAAGUUACCAUCAUGGCAACCAUUACAACUCUCUUGUUGAUCCACGUAGGCUCACAAUAGGUGCUGGCCUUGGGUUUAGCUGCCUGCAAGGGACGAAUGUUGAUAAAGAUCAAGUGAAAGCAGCAAUCAAAGCUCAACAAGAUCAACAGAUUGAUAAUGCUCUUAUGGCAGAGGCACGUUUCUGUUCAGAUAUGGAGUUGACUGAGAAGGAAAUCGAGCAUAUGGUGAUGGCAGCAUCGAGGGCUGAAUACAUGGCUAAUGAUAAGUUCAAACAGCAACUUGGUCAAACAGAAUCUUCAACUUCUGAUGCUCAACCAUCCUCUUCUGGAGGUAGUAUUAGUGGGCCAUCAGGGAGUGAGAGCAAAGGCGAAGGAACAGUGCUGUGUAAUGGAAUGCAGAUGGUGCUGUCAAUGGGGUUCAGCUAUGUGCAGGCGAUGGAGGCGUAUAGUAUAUUUGGUGAUGACGUGGAUUCCAUGGUUUGUUAUCUUCUUGAAACUAGCAGCAGGCGUAAAGGGAAAGCAACUGAAUAAAGAUAAAAAAAAAAAAAAAGAUUAAAGAUAUGGAUAUCAUUGGAUUUGGAGUAGUAGUGGUGGUAAAUGGUAAAAUAAUAAAUAAUGGCUUUCUUUGUAUGUUGGAUUGAAUGUUUAUGAAUAUCUUCUCUUGUCUUUGUAUAUUUGUGUUUGAUCGUUUUAUGAUAAAAUCC
Messenger RNA from Lactuca saligna, 2214 nucleotides. NCBI's taxonomy places the organism in Eukaryota, Viridiplantae, Streptophyta, Magnoliopsida, Asterales, Asteraceae. The record is from the annotation of a GenBank genome assembly.